AUGAGAAUUCAUCAGCCAGCCAUAAAAGCAAGACAUCUUGAGCCCUGGAAAAUUGCUCUAAUUGUUAUUGGAACAGCUGCAGCAGCGGCUAUCACCAUUGGUCUCCUAGUUUAUUUUCUGGCGUAUGAUCAGAAGCUGUUCUAUUACAGUGGCAAUGUAAAAAUCACCAACAUCCGAUACAAUAAUGACUUGUCCAGACAGUCCUCAGGAAGGUUUAGAGACCUGAGCGAGAGGGUGGAGAGACUGAUGCUACUGGAAAUCUUUGCUGCAGUACACGGUGUUCCUUAUCAGACUGUAUGGAACAUCUACGAAUUGGUCCAGGGUGAGGAGAAAAGGAGAAAGCUGUACAUGCUGGCGAUCGACAAGACAUUUUACAAUUCCAUUUUAAGGAAAAAAUACAUCAGUUCACGCUUAAUCAGAGUGAGCCCAGAUGCUGGUGGUGUGAUGGCAGAGGCUUUGCUCACAUUCCGGUUCUCCUCCACGGAUUCUAGAGAAGCAUUGCGAGAAAGAGUUGAAAGGAUCUUACAGAGAGGCCUGAAAAAAUACACAGGGCCCCUGCGAAUAAAUGUCAGAUCUUCUACCGUAUCAAAUAUGGAGAAGAAACGAGCAGAAGCCCUCUUCAAUGACACUGAAAUCGGGGCCUGGAUGAAAACUAGUGGGUCUUGGUCCAGCCAUUGGCCAGUCAAGUCAAUGGCAAAAUCAUCAUCAUUGCGAAUAGUCGGUGGAUUGUCUUCUGCAGAGACUGGGGACUGGCCGUGGCAAGCAAGUUUGCAGUACAAUAAUAUCCAUCGCUGUGGUGCAACACUCAUCAGCAAUACGUGGCUUGUAUCUGCAGCUCACUGCUUCAGAGACAUGAGUCACCCUCAGAAGUGGACUGCUACUUUUGGAGCUCUUUUGAAGCCAGCAAGCUUGAAACGAUCAGUCAAGACUAUUAUUAUUCAUGAAAAGUACCGCUACCCAGAACACGAUUAUGACAUUGCACUUGUGCAGCUCUCUAAACAAGUUGAGUUCACGAGUAGCAUACACCGCGUUUGUCUGCCUGAGCCAUUUCAGACUUUUCCAUACAAUAUUUUUGCUGUCAUCACAGGCUGGGGAGCGCUUACCAAUGACGGUCCAACUCCAAAUGCUCUUCAGGAAGCAACAGUGAAACUUAUCGACUCAAAGACUUGCAACAGAAAAGAAGUGUACGAUGGGGACAUAACACCCAGGAUGUUGUGUGCUGGAUACUUGGAAGGAGGAGUAGAUGCUUGUCAGGGGGACUCUGGGGGACCACUGGUUACUCCAGACUCUAGACUGAUGUGGUACCUCGUGGGAAUAGUGAGCUGGGGAGACGAAUGUGCCAAACCAAAUAAACCUGGAGUUUACACACGAGUGACUUAUUUCCGUGACUGGAUUACCUCAAAAACUGGCAUCUAA
This is a messenger RNA of Opisthocomus hoazin, 1416 nucleotides long. Lineage: Eukaryota; Metazoa; Chordata; Aves; Opisthocomiformes; Opisthocomidae. The record is from RefSeq and is a predicted model, not a curated record.